Molecule: messenger RNA, 1243 nt
Organism: Hibiscus syriacus
Lineage: Eukaryota; Viridiplantae; Streptophyta; Magnoliopsida; Malvales; Malvaceae
Product: E3 ubiquitin-protein ligase Os04g0590900-like
Exons: 2
Coding region: 222-1139 (305 amino acids)
Biological process (GO): protein ubiquitination
Molecular function (GO): transferase activity
Source: RefSeq, a predicted model, not a curated record
AUUAGGAACUGUCUUGCUUCUUUCUCUGUCUUUGCUUUCCAUGUAGGUCCCUAUCCCUUUGUACUUAACCUGCUUUUCCACCCUUUUCUUUGUCUCUUCAACAAAUUUUACUUAUACGCUGUUCUUCUGCACAUGCAUUGUUCAAUUGCAGUGUAAUUGUAUUUUGCUCUUUUGCUUCUGGCUAUAUGCUAUAAUUCUUUGGAAUUGUUACUGAUUUUGUUAUGGGAUCUAUUGGUAACCCAAAAGCCUGGGUGCCAUACGUGAACACCGAAGACUGUUCCCGAGGUUUUUGUAGCUUGUAUUGUCCUCAAUGGUGCUACAUCAUCUACCCUCCACCACCUCCAAUACAAUUCACUGCCGGUAAUGAUUCACCCCCAAGUUUCUCCCCUCUUGUGAUUGCCAUUAGCGGCGUUUUGGCCAGUGCUUUUCUUCUGGUGAGUUACUACACAAUAACAUCAAAGUAUUGUGGGAGGGUGGAGUCCAUUAGUGGAAGAGAGAAUGAUCAUGGAACCGAUGAAGUAGUGGAAGAUGAUGAUCACAACCCAUCUGCACAUGAGCCGUGGCAGAUUUCGACUACCGGAUUGGAUGAGGCUUUGAUCAAGUCCAUCACGGCUUUCAGAUACAAAAAGGGUGAUGGUUUCGUCGAAGGAACUGAUUGCUCGGUCUGCCUCAACGAGUUCCAAGAUGAUGAGAGUUUAAGGUUGUUGCCUAAAUGCAGCCAUGCUUUCCAUCACCCCUGCAUUGAUACAUGGCUUAGGUCUCACUCCAAUUGCCCUUUAUGUCGAGCUAAUAUAGUGUUUAUUACUGCUUCAGCAGCACCUCCGUUGCCGUCCCCGGUGACGGAAACUCCUCCAGGAAAUGAACAUCUAGAUGAUGAACAAGAAUCGCAAAGAGACGCCGUGAUUCAUAUUAGAGAAGAAGAUUAUGUUCAACAGAUGAGAAGGUCAAUCUCUAUGGACCAUUUAUGUGAAACCCAAGUUUCAGUUGCAGGUCAAGAGGGAGAUAGCAGUAAGAUUAGCAGUAGAAUGAGUGUGUUGCAAUGUGUAAUGAACCCUGCUGCAAUGAAGAGAUCAUUUUCAAGUGGUAGAUUCUUUCUUUCUAGGCAAGGAAGAGUAAGAGAUCUAUCUAUACCUCUUUAAAAUCUAUAGCUUACAUAUGUAAUUGUAUGUAAUGGUAUAAGAUCAUAAGCCUAAGUGAGAACUACAAUCAUCUUGUGCAAUCCAAAACUUAUUUCAAUGUUUUU